Messenger RNA from Enterospora canceri, 168 nucleotides. NCBI's taxonomy places the organism in Eukaryota, Fungi, Microsporidia, Enterocytozoonidae. The record is from the annotation of a GenBank genome assembly.
AUGUUGUGGUGCAGAUGCAUCAACAUGCUUGUAGUACGUCUGGCCGCCCACGGCCCCAAAAAUUCUAAAUGUGCUUUCAUCUGUAUAAAUGAAAUUCUUGAAAUCUUGAUAUGUCAAAUCAGAAUGGCUUGCAUGAUAAACCAUACGCAAUUUCAGAUUCUUUUUUGA